Cryptotermes secundus is the source of this 3222-nucleotide messenger RNA. RefSeq names its product coiled-coil domain-containing protein R3HCC1L. Gene Ontology annotation, molecular function: nucleic acid binding. The transcript has 8 exons. The coding region runs from base 412 to 2847 and encodes 811 amino acids. The record is from RefSeq and is a predicted model, not a curated record. NCBI's taxonomy places the organism in Eukaryota, Metazoa, Arthropoda, Insecta, Blattodea, Kalotermitidae.
AAUUUUGUUGCGCAAUGUAUGAGGUUUAGGUGAGUUCGGUGUGUUGGUAACAGAAGUCACGUUUUAUUUUUGUCCUUCAAACUGGAUAACGCUGUGGUUGGUAGAUAUAUUAGUCUUCAGGAUAAUGAAUUUGUUGACUGUGUUUUAGCUGACAUAAAACAAUUCGUGAAUCGCUGUCGUAGGAGUAGAAGUGUGCUCGUGUUUCCACCAUUAAACAGCUAUAGACGAUUCCUUAUACAUAAAGUGUCAGAAGAUUACUCUGAAGAACUGUCCACAUUUUCAAUAGGGCAAGGUCACGCACGGAGAACAGUAGUGUGUUUUAGCAGCCUCCUUAUAAGGGAUGUACCUCAAGUAAGGACAGCGGAUGAACUCGUGAGUGAUAAUUUGCAGCUAGUCGAAGGACUUGGAGCUAUGGGUGUUGAGCAUCAACACUUUGCAGACAGAGCUGCGGACACCUCUUCCAGAGAGAAUAAUGUUAGGCGAGCGAAGACACUUCCAGCAGUUGGUAUCUAUCGGCCUCCUGCAGCCAGGCGAUCAGAAGAACAGAUUGCCCCCAUAACUGCACAGAGAUGCAGUUCACCAGCAGCUGAAACAAAACCUGAAAGAAGAAGGCCUGCGAGGCAGCGUCGACCAGACAUCCAAGUUUAUGUUCCUCGGGCCAAACGUUUGUCAACUAGAGGACAAGACGGAGAUGCCUCUUCAACAGCGUCCAUAUCAUUUUGUCAGCAGGUGGGCAGCCGCACACUCUCAGCCCAUGGGGACUUAUGCUUGAAGACUUCUGCAACAUCGCAGAGCUCUGAAAAAGAGCGCAAAUCCAGAAUGGCAGCAGUUCAUUGCAGCAGUGUACCUACAACAUUAUCAGUAGCUCAUUAUGGGGACAAUAUGUCACUGAGGCAAGAUUUUGAACAAACACACAUGGAAGUCUCAGACUGGGCUAAGAAUACAGGCCAGUCUUCAGAAUUGAACUGCUUUGUUAGUGAUUUGAAUUCGGACAUGAACGACAGAGAAGUUGACAUGGAUGUGUGGGGAGUUAGGGCACAGCAUUUGUCCUCUGAGGAUGUACAAUCAGUUUAUAGAAAGAAUGGUGGGAAACACAUGAGAGUGAUGGAAAAUUCUCAGGUUCAGAUUGAGGAUGAGGUCGUGGGAAGGAAGUUCAUUCGAAGGGAUUCUAAUAGUUCAGCAUUGGAACUGAGUGAUAGUAAUACUCCAGGUUCUGUUCACACUGAAGAUCAGGUUUUUGAUGAUCAUAGUAAUAUUAAAAAUGUUGAUAGGAUUUUGAAGACUGUGCAACUUCAUCAAGGAAAGGAUAUCUAUAGUUCUAUACAUUCUAGCAGUAACUGUCAGGAAUCCAACCUGCAGUCUGUUAGCAAGGAAGAAGAGAGUGACAUUGAGCAGUUAAUUGAUAGUGAAGACUUAAGAUCAGGAGAUCUCACGGAUGAUUUUCUAGGUGAAGUUGGUGUUCAGUCAGGUUCUGUACGUAGGAAUUCCGAGAGUUCGUCUCCUGGACAUAGUAGCCGAGAUAGUCCAUCGUCGGAAAUCGAUAAUGAAACUCAUUCAUCAAAUUAUUACUGUGAAAUUAAGAACACAACAAACCGUUUCCAGAGUAAAGUAUUAAGCUGUGAACUCAAUAUCCAAAAUCCAUCUGAAGGAAACAUCUCUCAGGAUUCUGGAUUUGGUAACAAAAGUCCCGAUGUGUCACUAAAUUUGGAAGAAUCAGAUUCAGUGAUGAAGACUUCCGAUGAUAGUGGGGAGUUUCUGAAGUGUUCAGAUACACUAGGUGAAAAAAUGAUUUUUAACAGUAAUGACAGUUUUCAUGGUAAUAAAAAUUUAAGCUCAGUAGAUGGCAAGAAACAUUUUGAUGAUUCUGAAGAGAGAUUGUGCACCAGGAAAGAUCUCGUUAGCAACGAUUGUCAUAAAAAGGAUGAGAAUGAAGAGUAUCGAGUGCAAGAAAAGCCAAAUAGGAAAAACAGGAGGAUAAUCAGUGGUAAUGUCAUAUCAGAUGUGUUGAUUAUCUCAGAUCCUGAUCCAGUGGCAGACAUAACUCCAACAUCACAGAUUGGUUCCAGUUCAGAGAACUCUUUGUCACCAAAUGGUAUCGUUAAUAAAAAGAAGAAAGUGCGACAGAAAGGAGUUGUCACUGUGGAAAAAUCAGGGCCUUCCUUAAGAGAGCAUUCAGCUGAUAAACAGAAGUCAUGUCCAUCGCCUGUGAAAUUGAAUCCAGAGGAAUGCACAUGGGAUAUGAUGUUUGACGAUAAUGGGGAAUGCCUUGAUCCAAAACUGAUGGAAGAACUUACAAAUUCUGUUGGGUCAGUAACAAUCGAAAAGCCCCCAUCAGAUUAUCGCAGCUACCAAAGCCGUGUCGAGUUGAUAAUGAGUGGAGCUGCUGAUGACGAGUUUUCUCAUGUGCUGGAGAUCUACAGCUUUCCUGCUGAAUUUAAAACACAUGACCUAUAUGCUGUGUUCUCCCCCUACAUGAAAGGAGGUUUCGAGAUUAAAUGGGUUGAUGAUACACAUGCGCUGGGUGUGUUCAGCAGUGCUCUUGUUGCUGCUGAAGUUCUGGCAACAGAUCAUCCUUUUGUUAAAACACGACCUCUGCAUGAAGCGACUCCUGAGUCUCGGAUGAAAGCUCGUAGAUCAGCAGAGUUUCUGCAGCCAUAUCGUGCCCGGCCAGAGACAUGUGCUGCUCUUGCACGCAGACUUGUUACUGGCGCUCUUGGUGUGCGGCUUAACACAACACGUGAAGAGCGAGAAGCAGAGCGCAAACUCCUCAGAGAAGCGAGAGAGAAGAAAAAAUUAGCGGCAAGACAGAGAGAUCAAGCAUGGGAAGGUACACUGGGUGAGAAGUGAGCAAUUUGACUGACCAUGAGAAGUAUUUAUAUGCACCAUACAAUAUGUUAUAAUAUUACAGUAAUUUUAUAAUUGUUAUGUAGUAUGAGUAAUUUGUAUUGUUUACAUAUAUACUAAACAGAUUUUAUUAUUGUGAUCCUACAAUUCAACAUGAACUGUUCUAUGUCAAUCAUGUUUUGUUUCAAUUAUAAUUUCUUUUAAAUUUUAUUUUGGAAGAAUCAUUGAAUAGUGAUGUCUUUUGACAUUUCUGACACUUUUCUAACUUGUUGAAAUGAAGUUUGUAUUUUCUUGUGCCUGAUAUUUUAGUGAUUGAUAACUAAAUCAUUUUAUUUGGUAUGUCCUGUUGGUGACAAAUUACAGUUGUCCCUGUACGUA